CGUAGUUUCCCUUAUAUUUGCACUCGUUUUCCUGCUAUUCCCAGUUAUCGGAGAGAGAAACAUGAGCAGUUCAAAGAGAUUUGAGAAGACAUUCUCAAGGAAGAAUAAGGUGACCAACAAGGAGUCCACUGUUGCUGCGUAUACAGAAGAAGUAGAAGAGCAUAUACUAAUUUCACAACUCAAAUCAUCAUCAUCGUCUAAACAAAAACAAAAUGGAAAACCAGAGAAUUCCAAAAGUAACACCAACAAAAGUGGCAGCAAAUCCGCCAUUGUUGACAGCAAGAAGAAAUCCACUCCUGCAACAACCCAGAAACCGAACAACAAGAAAGACGGAAGUGGAGUGAAGCAGAAGAUUGAGAAUGCAGAUCAAACCCAGAAGCAGAAAAGGAAGGCGGAGAAUGGGGGAGGAGAGAGACAGAAAGAGAAGAAACCGAAGACAGUGGUGACAGCGUCGAAGGCGGCGAAGAAUGACAAGAAGGUGAAGGAAAAGGAGGAGGAGAAGGAAGAAAGUUCUGAGUGUGCGUUUCCGACGAAUCGAAUCAUUCGUAUUGUUAAGAGUGAGGGUUCUUCCGAUUUCAAAAUUAGUGGGGAAGCUGUGUUUCUCAUUAACAAAGCUGCUGAAAAGUUUGUCGAACUAUUCUCGAAAGAUGCCUAUGACUCAGCAGUUGAAGAUCGUAAGAGCUUUGUUGCCUACAAGCACCUUGCCUCUGCUGUCUUUAAAGAGAAGAGGCUCGACUUCCUUUCAGAUUUUGUUCCUGAGAAAGUAACCGCUGAGAAGGCCUUGGCUGAAAGAAAACCUGCGGAGAACUUACCACAGUUACCAGGCUAGCAAAGACGUGCUGCGUUUUCUUUAAUUUUUAUUUUAAAAUUUGUCUAUAUAAUCUUUCGUUACACUAGGCAGGGGAGACGGGUCAGAUUGUGCGUAUAUGAGUCACAUCAUCCCGAUGAAUCGGAUUCAGGCUGGUUGCCAAAUUUUGAAACACAUCCAGUAUGUGGUCUGUGUGCAGGGAUAGUUGCAUCUUUUGCAGAGGGGUGGAUUUGGAUUAUUAAAUGUCAAUCUGAAAAGGUUAAGCCUUUUGUGCUUGUCAA
Spinacia oleracea (spinach) is the source of this 1089-nucleotide messenger RNA. Its product is annotated as DNA polymerase II subunit B3-1. Gene Ontology annotation, cellular component: nucleus. The record is from RefSeq and is a predicted model, not a curated record. Gene Ontology annotation, molecular function: protein heterodimerization activity; transcription cis-regulatory region binding. Bases 62 to 829 code for a protein of 255 amino acids. NCBI's taxonomy places the organism in Eukaryota, Viridiplantae, Streptophyta, Magnoliopsida, Caryophyllales, Amaranthaceae. The transcript is spliced from 4 exons. Gene Ontology annotation, biological process: regulation of DNA-templated transcription.